ACUUGUGUGUAUGUGAAUGUGCGCUGGUAUUGGCGCGCUUGUGAGUGUGAGCGAAUUUGCAAGAGACGGGGCGUAUGAGCAAUGCCGUGGCGAAAACUUUGCCACUUUUGUUGUCUGCGACGAAAGCAAAAACAGCGAGACACCGUAAAAAAAAAAACAAGUAAUAUAAACACAGCUUUACAUGCGCAGUUUUUGUUGUUGUUUUUAUCCGGCUGCUGUGGCGUUGCACUGCGUAUUACUGUUUUUCCUCUUUUUUUUUUUCUUACUUUUUAGAGCGUCCGCGUUGCGGCGACGCGUUGUUAGCGGUUCGAAAGGUAGCGCAGCACUGGCGCUCUGCCGCCAAUUCGAACAGCUGAGCGCCAGCCGAAGAGAGAGAGCCGAAGAGUGCCGAACGACGCAGCUCCGCUCCACUCGCCACCACUGCCACUGCAGUGGCGCUCAGUCGCGGUCGCUGUGCGCUGCCGUGCUCUGCUGUAAGCGCUCUUACGUUCCGCGCCCGAAUUUUUCGUGCUUUUCCCUUGUUUUCCCUGUGGGCCAGCGUUUCGCUGCUGCUCGGACUCGGUUUGGGCCAACACUUGUCGCCUCUUGGCCAUUAUGCAACGACAGCGAAACGAAGGUGCUCGCGAAGUGGCCAAGCUGCUCUCUGAUUGGUCGGUGGUCAGCGCCACGAGGCCACCCGAAGUUCUCUCGCGAGAACUCAAGAUCGCUCUCUCCCUCUCUUUUGGGAGAGAUGAGAUAGGAAAGAAAAGCCAAAACACUAGAACAAUCCAGAAGCCAAGUUUUCCGGCUUGCACAUACACCGUAUAAUCUGCAUUUUUUGCGAACUAUAAACUCGAGUCAAUCAGCUUUGUUUUACAAUUCAGUGUUUUACUAUAAACAAAUAAACCAAUAUAAUUUUGCUCAGAAAUCGAUGCACUUUGAUGAGAGAAUAGUGAAACCACAAUUCUCAGUUAAUAGCUUUUAAACUGCGCUGCAAAAAUACCGGUUGAACUUUUUUGGUUAUGGAAAAGCAAAUGUUUGGGGAUUUAAGGCGAGAUAUUGGGCGGAGUGACCAAAACAUUGGCAAGGGAGCCAUCAGCAUCAGCAUCCCAGAUUCACAUCCACAUCAUCGCCAGCGUUGAGAGCUCUUUCGAUCGAAAUAAAUUCGAAUCGAGUGCGAUUCGUCAACAAGGCGAAGAUAAAGAUUUCAGGGCAAUAGAACAGAAAAUCAAUGUUAUUCAAUCAAAAACCAAUGCAAAAUUGCUUCGCACUCUGGCACACUGCAUUGUAAAGUUAGAGAUUCUACUGUUCCGAAUUUUAUUUUCCAAGUCCAACAUUUUUCCGAGUGUCGAGGUGGGAAGUAAACUGCGGCGGGGGAAUAAUGAAGUCAAAACGGUCACGCUUACCCGCACAUCGAUGGAAAAUUAUAAUGAGCGGCGAGAAGAAGCAGCAGCAGGCGGCAGUUGAGCAGUUGAACAGUUGAGCCGUCGAGGAAAACGAUGGAAAAAGAGCAGCAGAUGAUGGGGCAACCACGACGGACGUGAGAACGGAACGAACCGGCGAGCAGCCCCCGUCCACACAGGAACGAAAAAAGAAGGCGUCCAGCUAAAGAAACUUGAAAACUUGGAAAACCUCGUACCUCGAAUCGCCCAACCAUGCAAAUGAGACCGAAAGCGACCGGCGAUCGAGGGAUUUCCAUUUCCAUUCCGGGGUUCUUGAGGUUGCGAAUGGAACGCAGCGCUGGAGAAGAGGUGAUAAUGCAGCCCGCCGACAGCUCCCAUCCAUUAGUCCAUCGUCCAUCGAUGUCAGAAAUACAUAUAUAACCUAAUAACCCCGAGCACGUAUGUGCAUAUCAACGAGAUGCAAUGGAUGUUUGACUUUGGAAUUUUCUUUUUAUGACUUUAGCUUAGCUCUGUCGGCCAAACGGACGGAAAUGCUCACAUUCUAAGCCAAAACGGACACCUUCUCUGAUAUACAUACUAAAUGAUAACACUAACAAACUAGCCACAUUAGGUCAUGAUUCAAUAGCAUGGUGAGUAGUUAAGUAAAUAUAGAUGAGCCCCAUUCAAUAACGACUUCCUAGAACAGCCACUGGGUAUCGUAUAUCCCCACUUGCUGACCAAAACCAUAAUUUGCAUGUUUAAGUUGAGCCUGCCACCAGCGCUUUCUUCAUCACCACCACCAUCAUCAUCAUCAGCAGCAUAAGCAUCAUAAAAGGCGUUAUCAUUACCACACUACAACUCAUCAGCAUCAGACAAUCAUAUGUACAUACAUAUAUGUAUGUUUGCCGAAGGGUUUCUCGCCCGAUGAGAGGCAGCUGCUAGCUGCUUCUGCUGCUGCUGCUGACCAGUUGAGUUGACCACUCGACAACCUUGACACAAAUGAAUGCGAAAAUCGAAGGACGAGCAGGACGAGGCGGCCCGCAGGGGGCGUGGCCGUCAUAACAACAACAUUACCAUUACCAAACCAACUAGCCAGCACUUCCAGGCCAGAAUGAGAGCGGUGGCAACAUCCAGCGAGUGGCUGCUACCUGUUCCCAACUCAUUUGCCUAAUAGAACAAUUAUCGACGCCUACAGCCCGUGGGGCUAUGCUGUGCGAUGGAAAUAGUCUGGCACCAUGGGUCCUGUCGGCCGAGACUUGGUCACGUCGGGAACCAGGAGCGCAGGAGGACACUAACUGGGUGUUGCACAGCCAUUACGAUGAUUGUGUCCAUGAUAGUGACGAUAAUUACCCUAACGACGGCAGCAAUAAUGGCCCUGUCGAUUAAACGGAAGCCUACAAUUACCAUUUCCACGGCAGCCGAGUGAUAUAAUAUGUACAAAUGUAAAUUUUAAAUUAAUUUUAAUUUAGGAAAAAUUCAAAUUUGAAAUCUUAAUACGUUUGUAAGUCUAAUGUGACACUUGCUGUUAGUAUAAUAGUAGAAAUAGUAGAGUUGUCCGAUCGGAAAUGGUUCGUCUAACUUACUGCCUGCAAUUAAGGUCUUUCUCCAGUUGCGUAAGUUUUAAAACUUUGAGACUAGUCUUCGAACGGACGGACAAACGGACAAACGGACGAACGGACAAACGGACAAACGGCUGCGUUGUGAAAUUCUGAGUUACAUAUAUUGAGCAAUGAAUAAAUCUGAGUAAUAAAAACAUAAUUUGUAUAAAAACAUUUAAAGGCUUUAAGAUAAUUUAUAUCGAUAAACCAACUACCAGCGAUUUCGAUUUCACCAGGCAUUUUUAAGCAUUGAAAUAUAUAUGCUCAAGUUCUGCGUUUAGCUUGCCAUACACAAGCUAUUCAAAGCGACUAUUCAACACCGCCCACUUUCUCGCCCAACCGCUUCAUGUGACAUCCACAUGUGUUGCUCCUGCUCCUUGACCUUCUCCGUCCGCUUGCAAAUCAACUUUGGCGCAGAACAAGACAAUGAACGCCGUAAUGAAUAAACAGAGGCGUCGCGGAGGGGAUUUGCGAGUGCAAAAGCGCAUUUAACGGCUUUUGCUGGCAAAGGAAACGCAAAUAAGCGACAAGGACGCGAACAAAGAAAAGGGGGGUAGUCACCCCCUGAAAAUGAAAAAAAAAAAUAAACGAAGAAGGCCAUCCAGUGAACUAUGUGUUUUGAAAAAUGUCAAGGCUCCUUUUUGGGCGGCGGGGGCGGUGGUGCAGGAAAGGGCACGGGCAGGAGAAGAGGAAGAACGCAAUUUCUGGCAACCCUUUUGGCCAAACAUCCAAAUCCAUAAGCCAGCGAGCGCUCAAGGGCAAUUCGGUUAACAAAACAAUGGCCACGACGGCGAAUCC
Drosophila sechellia is the source of this 3757-nucleotide messenger RNA. It is a transcript of the gene amn, whose product is annotated as amnesiac. NCBI's taxonomy places the organism in Eukaryota, Metazoa, Arthropoda, Insecta, Diptera, Drosophilidae. The record is from RefSeq and is a predicted model, not a curated record.